Messenger RNA from Xiphophorus maculatus (southern platyfish), 3386 nucleotides. It is a transcript of the gene nsf, whose product is annotated as N-ethylmaleimide sensitive factor, vesicle fusing ATPase. The record is from RefSeq and is a predicted model, not a curated record. The coding region runs from base 248 to 2479 and encodes 743 amino acids. The transcript has 20 exons. Gene Ontology annotation, biological process: SNARE complex disassembly; intra-Golgi vesicle-mediated transport; Golgi to plasma membrane protein transport. Lineage: Eukaryota; Metazoa; Chordata; Actinopteri; Cyprinodontiformes; Poeciliidae. Gene Ontology annotation, molecular function: ATP hydrolysis activity; ATP binding. Gene Ontology annotation, cellular component: Golgi stack.
ACUCGACCUCCGAGCUGCUCCUCGUGCUGCUGUACCGAUCACUUAGAGGUGGUUAGCGCGAUAUCUCCAGGCGCAUCCCGCCCCUCGCGCCCCCUUUGGCACGCUUCCGCCUCAGCCGACCAAUGAGAGCGCGAUGCGCUGCAGCUUAUAAAGCGACCUGCCGUCGAGCUGUUCACCCCGCCGUCCCCCGCCGUCCUAUGAACCACUGAUCCGAGCCGCAUCCCCAGAUCUACCGCAACCCGCGAAGAUGGCGACCCGGACCAUGCAAGCUGCCCGAUGCCCGACAGAUGAGCUGUCGCUGACUAACUGUGCCGUCGUGAGUGAGAAGGAUCUGCAGUCCGGACAACACGUGACAGUGAAAACGACACCAAACCACAAGUACGCAUUUACUGUAAAGACCCAUCAUACUGUAGCAGCUGGAAGCAUCGCCUUCAGCCUGCCACAGAGGAAAUGGGCCGGUCUCUCCAUCGGCCAGGAAGUGGAAGUGUCCAACUACAACUUUGACAAGUCCAAGCAGUGCAUUGGCGCCAUGACGAUCGAAAUCGACUUCCUGCAAAAGAAGAGCACCGACUCCUCUCCCUACGACUCGGACAAGAUGGCGGGCGAGUUCAUCCAACAGUUCAACAACCAGGCCUUCUCCGUCACCCAGCAGUUAGUGUUCAGUUUCUGUGACAAGCUGUUUGGACUGGUGGUGAAGGACAUCGAGGCGAUGGACGCCAGCAUCCUGAAAGGAGAACCAGCUUCUGGGAAGAAGCCGCAAAAGAUUGACGUCGGUCUGAUGGUGGGCAACAGCCAGGUCAUCUUCGAGAAGGCAGAGAAUUCUUCGCUCACACUAGUUGGUAAGGCAAAGACCAAGGAGGCACGGCAGACGAUCAUCAACCCGGACUGGAACUUUGAGAAAAUGGGAAUUGGAGGUCUGGACAAGGAAUUCUCUGACAUUUUCCGCAGAGCCUUCGCUUCCAGGGUUUUCCCUCCUGAUAUUGUGGAGCAGAUGGGCUGCAAGCACGUGAAGGGAAUCCUGCUGUUUGGCCCACCAGGGUGUGGAAAAACCCUGAUGGCCCGGCAGAUUGGCAAGAUGCUCAACGCCCGUGAGCCGAAGGUGGUUAACGGCCCAGAGAUCCUCAACAAGUACGUGGGAGAGUCUGAGGCCAACAUCCGCAAGCUGUUUGCCGAGGCAGAGGAGGAGCAGAAGAGGCUUGGCGCCAACAGCGGCCUGCACAUCAUCAUCUUCGAUGAGUUGGAUGCUAUCUGCAAGCAGAGAGGCACGGGCGCCAGCAGCACGGGUGUGCACGACACGGUGGUCAACCAGCUGCUGUCGAAAAUCGAUGGCGUGGAGCAACUUAACAACAUCCUGGUUAUUGGAAUGACCAACAGGCCCGACCUCAUUGAUGAUGCUCUGAUGAGGCCUGGCAGGUUUGAGGUGAAGAUGGAAAUCGGUCUUCCUGAUGAGAAGGGUCGCGUCCAGAUCCUGAACAUCCACACCAUUAAGAUGCGGAGCUUCAACCUGCUGGCUGGAGAUGUUGACAUCAAAGAGCUGGCCGCAGAGACAAAGAACUACAGCGGCGCCGAGCUGGAGGGGCUCGUCCGGGCCGCACAGUCCACCGCCAUGAACCGACAUAUCAAGGCUACAUCUACAGUUGAGGUGGACAUGGAGCGGGCGGAGAAGCUCCAGGUCACCAGGGCUGACUUCAUGGGAUCCCUCAACAAUGACAUCAAGCCUGCUUUUGGCACAAACCAGGAGGAUUACUCCAGCUACGUCAUGAACGGGAUCAUCAAAUGGGGCGACCCCGUUACCCACGUCCUGGAUGACGGAGAGCUGCUUGUCCAGCAGACCAAGAACAGUGACCGCACUCCUCUGGUGGCCGUACUCCUGGAGGGUCCACCCCACAGUGGGAAGACGGCCCUGGCAGCGAAGAUUGCAGAGGACUCCCAGUUCCCCUUCAUUAAGAUCUGCUCUCCAGACAAGAUGAUUGGAAACUCCGAGAUCUCCAAAUGCCAGGCUAUCAAAAAGGUUUUCGAUGAUGCAUACAAGUCCCAGCUCAGCUGUGUGGUGGUGGAUGACAUCGAGCGCCUGCUGGACUACGUGCCUAUUGGUCCUCGUUUCUCCAACCUUGUGCUGCAGGCUCUGCUGGUGCUGCUUAAAAAACCUCCACCCAAGGGCCGGAAGCUGCUCAUCAUCGGCACCACCAGCAGGAAGGACGUCCUGCAGGAGAUGGAGAUGCUGGACGCCUUCAGCACCACCAUCCACGUCCCCAACAUCUCCACUGGGGAGCAGCUGGUGGACGCCUUAGAGCUGCUCGGAAGCUUCACGGAUAAAGAGCGAGCCAGCAUCGGCCAGCAGCUCCGAGGGAAGCGGGUCUGGAUCGGCAUCAAGAAGCUGCUGGUGCUCAUAGAGAUGUCGCUGCAGAUGGAUCCAGAUUACAGAGUGAUCAAAUUCAUGACUCUGCUUAGAGACGAGGGAGCUGAUCGCAGCUUGUAAGAGCAGAGGGAGCAAGUGGAGCUGAGGAGACUUCCCCUUUCUGCAAAACCAUAAACAUGAACCAACGUGACAGGAGAAAACUGAUCCCUGGUCUAACUCCUCUCCCCCUCCGCAUGUCCAACCCAGAAGGCGUCUCCGUGUCUCCUUCCCUCACGCUCACCGACGUCACUAACGGCACUUAUAUCAACAUGUUGCAGCCAACUAUUGGAAAUUGUAAUGUGAAAAUCUGUUCUCUGUAAAGGAACUUGCAAUAGAUGAUUGUGGAGAAAAUAAUAAAGUGUUGUUUUGUGCAUUGUGCGUAAAAAAAAAAAAAAAAGCUACGGAAAAAAAGGAGUAGGCAGUGUUUUUAGCUCUACUCUGUUGUAUCUGUUGCCUCCUUCUCGUCCCUCUGACGGUAGUUAUUGUCAUGCGUCCUGACGAGCCGCUAAAAACGCAACUCCGACUCUAGUACUGAGGCCGUCUGGCUGCUGAGGUGUGAAUACAUGAGAGGCUUUUAGUGAUUUAGCUGUGGCUGUACAAAGACGCUGUUUCAUGUGUAAAUGUAAUCCCUUUAAAGACACAGUAUGACAUUGUUCUGUAAAUAGUAUAUAUAGAGAGAGGGAGGAAAAAAACAGUAUAUGAACAGAUGAUGGAUAUUUCCUAGUGUAUCAGUAUGAUCUUCCGUGCUGUGGAGAUGUUGAUUUGAUUUUAGUGUAGAAAUAAAAUCACGUAACGGAUCGUCGGCCGCUCCGUCUGUACGCAGUGCUGUUCAGUUCAUUGUGGGGAACCCCAUGCUGCAUGUGUAUGGUGUGUGUAUGAAUGGUUGACUAAGGUUUAUUCAAAUGCAAUUGUAUGUGUGUGUGAAAUAAUUGUGUGCCCCCUGAAAAAAGACAGCUGGCUAUCAUUUUGUAUUUUUUGUUGCUUAAGC